Molecule: messenger RNA, 3076 nt
Organism: Prunus persica (peach)
Lineage: Eukaryota; Viridiplantae; Streptophyta; Magnoliopsida; Rosales; Rosaceae
Product: zinc finger BED domain-containing protein RICESLEEPER 1
Exons: 2
Coding region: 760-2727 (655 amino acids)
Molecular function (GO): protein dimerization activity; DNA binding
Source: RefSeq, a predicted model, not a curated record
CAGCUAAUAUGGUCUAAUCCAGUGAAGAAUGACAUUGACUUGCAGAAUAACGAUUUUAAGUUUGAACGCUCAUGACAUCUUAUUAGUAUGUGUGUAUGAGAAAUCUCAUUAAUUUAAACUAUCGCUUGUUUUUUUUUUGUUUUUUUCAAACCUAUUGGAAGAACAAUGAAAUCUUCUUUUCUUUCUUUCUUGUGUGUUACUAAUUAUAUGAAUAAAUUUAAUUGACAAAAAAAUGUUUUUAGAACAUUGGAAUAGUAUUUAGCAUUUAGUGGAAUAAAAGAAGAAGAAAAUAAAUGUACAUAUAAAAUAUUUUCCUCAAUCAAUUUAUUUUUUAAUUUUUCAAAUAUUAAUAAACACAUAGAAUGUCAAGAAUCAUAAUUGUUUAGCAAGUAACAUUCAAAAAAAGAAACAAGUAAACAUUAUAUCAAUCUCAUUCCCCACCCCAAUAUUAAUUUUUUAAAGGAAAAAAAACCCCAAAAAAGAAAAGAAAAAAAAAAUCCUCAUUUUCGCAGAAAGGGUACAUUAGUAAUUGAACGAAGUCAUUGCUUCGUUAUCCCUUUCCUCCGCUGCGCGCCUUCUUACCAAAUUGUUCUCCCGCUUCCAUAUUUACCCCACGGUGCCACUCUCUCUCUUUCUCACUGUCGCAGAACACCCUCAAACCCUAACCCUAGCAACCCCAAUUCUCUUCAUCUCUCUGGCAAAGUCGGCUUUCGUUGAGCUUCUUCCUUCACUAUACUGGUGAAGUACCAAGUCAAUGCAAUGGAUAUGUCUGAUGCGGUGAUUGUCAAAUCAACUAGAUUAAAAUCUGUUGUGUGGAAUGACUUCGAUAGGAUUAAAAAGGGUGACAAAUGUAUUGCUGUGUGUAGACAUUGUAAAAAGAAACUCAGUGGAUCAAGUACCAGUGGGACAUCACAUUUGAGGAAUCAUUUAAUUAGGUGUCAGCGAAGAUCUAAUCUUGGCAUACCUCAACUCUUUGCAGCAAGAGAAAAGAAAAAGGAAGGAACUUAUUUAAAUUUGGAUCAAGAGCAGAAGAAGGAUGAAGCUUUUAACCUUGUGAAUAUCAGAUUUGAGCAAGAGCAGACCAAAGAUGACAUCAUUAACUAUGGAAGUGGUAACUUUGAUCAAAGGCGGAGUAGAUUUGAUCUUGCCCGAAUGAUUAUUUUACAUGGUUAUCCAUUGGAUAUGGUUGAGCAUGUUGGAUUCAGAGUGUUUGUCAAAAAUCUACAGCCAUUAUUUGAGCUUGUGACAUCUGAAAGAGUUGAGGCUGACUGUAUGGAGAUCUAUGGGAAAGAGAAGCAAAAGGUGAAAGACAUGUUGGGUAAAUUGCCUGGUAAGAUCAGCCUUACGGUGGAUAUGUGGGCGUCUUUGGAUGGUACUGAGUACUUGUGUUUGACAGCACACUAUAUUGAUGAGUCUUGGCAGUUAAAUAAGAAGAUUUUAAAUUUUAUUGUCAUUGAUUCUUCUCAUACAGAAGACAAGCAUUCAGAAAUUAUCAUGGAAUCUUUAAUGGAUUGGGAUAUUGACCGUAAUUUGUUUUCCAUGACAUUUGAUAGUUAUUCCACCAAUGACAAUGUAGUAUUUAGAAUCAGAGACAGGCUGUCCCAAAACAAGCUGCUUUCUUGUGAUGGUCAGUUAUUUGAUGUACGCUGUGCAGCAAAUGUUAUUAAUAUGAUGUCUCAGGAUGCUCUGGAAGCACUAUGUGAGAUGACUGAUAAGAUUCGAGGAAGUAUUCGGUAUGUCAAAAGUUCACAAGUAAUACAAGAAAAAUUCAACUCGAUAGUUCACCAAGUUGGAGGUGAGAGUAGGAGGUGCUUAUGCCUAGAUAAUCCAUUGCAAUGGAACUCAACAUAUGUUAUGGUUGAAAUUGCUUUGGAGUACAGGGACGCAUUUGCUCUUUUGCAAGAAAAUGACCCUGUCUACGCCAUGUGCCCGUCUGAUGUCGAAUGGGAUAGAGUGAACAUCAUUACUAGCUACUUAAAGCUCUUUGUUGGGGUUACCAAUGUUUUCACAAGAUUCAAGUCUCCAACUGCAAAUUUGUAUUUUCCUGAGCUUUGUGAAGUAUACUCGCAGCUGAAUGAGUGGUGCAAGAAUGCAGAUGAUUACAUUAGUUCUCUGGCUUUGAAGAUGAGAAGCAAAUUUGAAGAAUAUUGGAUGAGAUGUAGCUUGAGUUUAGCAGUUGCAGUCAUGUUAGAUCCUCGAUUCAAGAUGAAACCGGUAGAUUAUUAUUAUGCCCAAUUCUUUGGCAGUGGUGCUCCAGGCCGAAUUUCUGAUGUUUUUGAGUGUGUCAAAACACUAUAUAAUGAACAUUCAACCUGCUUAGCUUAUGUUGAUCAAGGUCUGGCUUGGCAAGUAGGUGGUAGUUCUCGCUUGCCUGGUUCUGGAAGGGACUUGAGGGAUAGGCUGACUGGUUUUGAUAAAUUUCUGCAUGAAACUACUGAGAUUGAUGGGACAAAGUCGGAUUUGGACAAGUAUUUGGAGGAGCCUCUCUUUCCUCGUAAUGCAGAGUUUGACAUAUUAAAUUGGUGGAAAGUUCAUGCACCUAGGUACCCUAUCCUAUCUAUGAUGGCACGCAAUGUGUUGGGAAUUCCUGUGUCAAAAGUUCCAAUAGACUCUACGUUCAACACAGGAGGAAGAGUGCUCGACCGUGAUUGGAGUUCAAUGAACCCAGCUACCAUCCAAGCAUUGAUGUGUGCACAAGACUGGAUACGAAGUGAACUAGAAAGUUAAUUUAGGUCAAUUUUGGUUCUUCUAAUGACAUUAUCAGGAUUUACAUCGUUCCUGUAAUUCUGGUGCAAAUUGGGAAGCUAAAUUGUAUUGGUCUUCGUUUCAGUUUCUCUUAUAUAUAUUUCGUAGGUCUUUCCAUCUCAAUAAACUCUUCUCCAUAGAUUGUUCCAGAUAUUGUACAUACAUAGUUAUUUUUUCUUAAUUUUACAGGGCUGCUGCAUUAGCAUCUUUAGCAUUUCUAGUAAAAUUAUAUUUAACAAUUUGUGUAUGCGUGGAUGAUUGUUGCCAAGUGAACUUGGCAUUUCCAGUUGAUUCAACAAAGAAGAAAAGAUUAUUUGAAUUGGAAGAUUUA